AUGGACUUUAUCACGGCUUUACCUCGUUCUCAUCGUAAGUUCGAUUCCAUAUGGGUGAUAGUCGAUAGGCUCACAAAAUCAGCUCAUUUUCUACCGGUCAGAUCUACAUACACAGCAGAAGAUUAUGCAAACUUAUAUAUUAAAGAGAUAGUGCGACUACAAGGAGUGCCAAUAUCUAUUAUAUCAGACCGUGGGGCCCAGUUUACAGCACAUUUUUGGAGGUCAUUUCAAAAAGGUCUAGGAACUCAGGUGAAUCUCAGCACAGCUUUUCAUCCACAAACUGAUGGACAAGCCGAGCGCACAAUUCAGACGCUCGACGAUAUGUUACGAACAUUGCUACGGAAGUGCAUUGGUGAUCCUACCCGAGUGGUGCCCACAGAUGAUGUACAAAUUACAAAGGACUUGUCAUACGAGGAAAUUCAGGUUGCCAUCCUAGACAGACAAAUCCGCAAGCUACGAAAUAAGGAGAUAGCAUCCGUGAAGGUUUUAUGGAGAAGCAAAAAGGUGGAAGAGAUAACAUGGGAAGCAGAGGAAGAAAUGAAGUCUAAAUACCCCCACCUAUUUCAAACUGAAGAUAUAGCUCGAGGUGGGAUACCUCAGCACAGCCCUAUUCAGGCCAGUAGGUUCUCCUGGUGGUUUCAGUCUAGUGUAUGGAGGAGACUCUGGCAAAAUUUUUUCAAGAGUGAAAAAUGCGCGAAGUUAGCGCGAAGUCGCGCUAGUCUAGAAGCUGGAGGCAGAAUGUCAGGAAAAAUGCGCGAGCUCUAG
Nicotiana attenuata is the source of this 765-nucleotide messenger RNA. RefSeq lists its product as uncharacterized. The record is from RefSeq and is a predicted model, not a curated record. Gene Ontology annotation, molecular function: nucleic acid binding. Lineage: Eukaryota; Viridiplantae; Streptophyta; Magnoliopsida; Solanales; Solanaceae. Gene Ontology annotation, biological process: DNA integration. The transcript is spliced from 4 exons. Bases 1 to 765 code for a protein of 254 amino acids.